AUGGCACCGUCGGGGGUAGAGGAGGAGGAGAAGGGGGCAGGAGGGGGUUUAAGGCGGUUUUGGGGGAGUUUGUGGAGUUACUGGGGAGUUUUUGACAUUGGAGAUUUUGUGCCAUGGCUUAAGUGGGUGAAUAGAGUAAAUGGGGUGAGACUUGCUAAGGAGUUGGAUGAGUUUUUGGAGGGUGUGGAUGUAUUUAUUGCUGGAACUGAUACUACAUCCACAACCCAAGAAUGGGCGAUGACAGAACUCUUAAAAUAUCCUCAAGCCAUGAAAAAACUCCAAGCCGAAGUCAGAAGAAUAGCCCAACCCAACCAACCUAUAAUCGAGGACGAUCUAGACCAGAUGCCUUACCUAAAAACUGUGAUCAAGGAGACGCUACGCCUCCAUCCUUCGGCUCCCCUUAUCUCGCCCCGGGAGUCGACCAAAGAUGUCCAAGUAAUGGGCUACGACAUCAUGGCUGGGACACGCGUGCUCGUCAACGCUUGGUUUACGGAGGCGAUCGAUGAGCUAGCCGACGCAAAUCUUGUGCAUAAGUUUGAUUUUGCAUUGCCUGAUGGGGUGGAGUUGGAUGUGAGUGAAGGUGGUGGUAUGAUUGUUCAUAAAAAGUUCCCUCUACUUCUUGUUGCAACUCCUUGGUCUUGCUAA
Molecule: messenger RNA, 645 nt
Organism: Rhododendron vialii
Lineage: Eukaryota; Viridiplantae; Streptophyta; Magnoliopsida; Ericales; Ericaceae
Product: cytochrome P450 71A6-like
Exons: 3
Coding region: 1-645 (214 amino acids)
Molecular function (GO): heme binding; oxidoreductase activity, acting on paired donors, with incorporation or reduction of molecular oxygen; monooxygenase activity
Source: RefSeq, a predicted model, not a curated record